Messenger RNA from Nanorana parkeri, 2905 nucleotides. RefSeq names its product protein kinase C epsilon (gene PRKCE). Gene Ontology annotation, biological process: protein phosphorylation. Bases 233 to 2461 code for a protein of 742 amino acids. Gene Ontology annotation, molecular function: diacylglycerol-dependent serine/threonine kinase activity; ATP binding. The transcript has 15 exons. NCBI's taxonomy places the organism in Eukaryota, Metazoa, Chordata, Amphibia, Anura, Dicroglossidae. The record is from RefSeq and is a predicted model, not a curated record.
AGAGAGAGGAGCAAGCAGCAAACCCCCCUCCACCCUGCCGGGAUUACAUGAGGAUCUCCAGAGCCCUUGCAAGCUGCAAGAGGAGGAGGAGGACGUCCCCCUUGUUUUCCGUUAGAAAUCAGCCCUGGAUUGAGUGGGUGUCGCAAGGAGAGAGCAGGCAGAUCCCGUCGGAUCUUCAUUGAUCGCUACAAGCUGAGAGGUGGGAUCGCUCCUUGUUAACCCCUCGCUCGCCAUGGUGGUCUUCAAUGGUCUGCUGAAGAUCAAGAUCUGCGAGGCUGUGAACCUGAAGCCCACGGCUUGGUCCCUGAGACAUGCGGUGGGUCCCCGACCCCAAACCUUCCUGCUGGAUCCCUACAUAGCCGUCAAUGUGGAUGACUCCCGGAUCGGGCAGACCUGUACCAAGCAGAAGACCAACAGCCCAGCCUGGCACGAUGACUUCUCCACGGACGUCUGCAAUGGCAGGAAGAUCGAGCUGGCCGUCUUCCACGAUGCCCCCAUCGGAUACGAUGAUUUCGUGGCCAACUGCACCAUCCAGUUCGAGGAUCUGCUGCAGAAUGGGAGCCGGCACUUCGAGGAUUGGAUUGACCUGGAACCGGAAGGAAAAGUAUAUGUAGUAAUAGAUCUCUCUGGCUCCUCAGGGGAAGCCCCAAAAGAAAAUGAAGAACGAGUCUUCAGGGAGCGAAUGCGCCCCAGGAAACGGCAGGGGGCAGUUCGGCGAAGGGUUCAUCAAGUUAAUGGGCACAAAUUUAUGGCAACGUACCUUAGGCAACCUACGUACUGUUCACACUGCAGAGAUUUUAUAUGGGGUGUAAUAGGGAAACAGGGAUAUCAAUGUCAAGUUUGCACUUGCGUAGUUCACAAGAGAUGCCAUGAGCUUAUCAUCACGAAGUGCGCCGGCCUGAAGAAACAGGAAACCCCCGAUGAAGUGGGCUCCCAGCGUUUUAGUGUUAACAUGCCUCACAAGUUCAGCAUCCACAACUACAAAGUUCCCACAUUUUGUGAUCACUGUGGUUCAUUACUAUGGGGCCUCAUGCGGCAAGGUUUACAAUGCAAAGUGUGUAAAAUGAACGUACACAGACGCUGUGAAUCUAAUGUAGCACCAAACUGUGGAGUGGAUUCUCGGGGUAUAGCUAAAGUACUAGCGGAUCUUGGCGUCACGCCGGAUAAAAUCACAGCCGCUGGGCAGCGAAGGAAAAAGUUAAAUGCAGGUGCAGAGACUCAGCCGCCGGUUCCUGGGUGUCCAUCAGUGGAAGACGAUAGGUCAAAAUCUGCCCCAACAUCUCCAUGUGAUCAGGAAAUUAAAGAACUUGAAAACAACAUCAGGAAAGCUUUGUCAUUUGACAACCGGGGAGAAGAGCACAAAGCAGCGGCCACUGUGACAGCAGACAAUCAGCUGACUGUAACGGGGGAAAACGGAGAGAAUGGGGAGAUCAAAAUUCACCAAGCCAAGAGAAUGGGUCUGGAGGAAUUCAACUUCAUCAAAGUAUUAGGAAAAGGCAGCUUUGGAAAGGUUAUGCUUGCUGAAUUCAAGGGUAAAGAUGAAGUUUAUGCUGUGAAGGUCUUGAAGAAAGACGUCAUAUUACAGGAUGAUGAUGUUGAUUGCACUAUGACAGAGAAAAGGAUCUUGGCUCUUGCGAGAAAACAUCCGUACCUAACCCAGCUGUACUGCUGCUUUCAGACGAAGGACCGUCUUUUUUUUGUCAUGGAGUACGUAAAUGGAGGAGACUUGAUGUUCCAAAUACAGCGCUCGCGUAAAUUUGAUGAGCCACGAUCACGGUUUUAUGCCGCAGAAGUAACCUCCGCUCUCAUGUUUCUACAUCAACAUGGUGUUAUAUACAGGGAUCUAAAACUGGACAAUAUACUCCUGGAUGCUGAAGGCCAUUGUAAAUUGGCUGAUUUUGGUAUGUGUAAGGAGGGCAUUCUGAAUGGCGUCACUACAACAACGUUCUGUGGUACCCCAGACUACAUAGCUCCUGAGAUAUUACAGGAAUUAGAAUAUGGGCCCUCUGUUGAUUGGUGGGCGCUAGGUGUCCUGAUGUAUGAGAUGAUGGCUGGUCAACCUCCUUUCGAAGCUGACAAUGAAGAUGACCUCUUUGAAUCCAUCCUCCAUGAUGACGUGCUGUACCCAGUCUGGCUGAGUAAAGAAGCAGUCAGCAUUUUGAAAUCUUUCAUGACAAAGAAUCCCAACAAGCGGCUAGGAUGUGUGCCGUCCCAGGGCCUGGAGGAGGCCAUUAAACAGCACCCGUUUUUCAAAGAAAUCGACUGGGCGCUCCUAGAGCAGCGAAAAAUCAAACCUCCAUUUAAGCCCAGAAUUAAAACCAAACGUGACGUCAACAACUUCGACCAGGACUUCACACGAGAAGAGCCUGUUCUAACACUGGUGGAUGAAGCCAUAGUCAAACAAAUCAAUCAGGCUGAGUUUGAAGGCUUCUCUUAUUUUGGAGAGGAACCUUUGGCCUGAUUCGGUUGGUGCCGUGAUCUGUGCCCUCAUGCAGUAGUCCUAUGGAGACAAAACACGUGACUGAGAUUCAGUGGAUCCUUACAAACUUGUUUUAUGAUGAGCCUGCUACUUGUGUAAAGAUACUAUUUAUUGUUGCAGUUUUUGUUUUUUUAACUGAAGGCACUCUUAUUUUCUGUCUUACAAGCAAUGCAAAAUUGUGUUUUGUUUCCGAAACUGUAGCUGUAACAUUCUGCUUGGUCUGUGACCACAAAAUACUAGACAAUCUUAGGAAAAAAAAUGUUGUUUUUUUUUCUUCUUUAAUGUUGUACGUUAACUAAUAUUUACAAAAGGAAAACAGUGCAGUGUUGGCAGUUAGUUGCAAAAAAAUUUAACGUAUUUGAUCAUUCCCUUUUAAACCACUGAGAAAAUAGAUGAUGGAAAUCUGUACAAGUUUUCUGGGUUCUU